Solea solea (common sole) is the source of this 2781-nucleotide messenger RNA. RefSeq names its product lanosterol synthase (2,3-oxidosqualene-lanosterol cyclase) (gene lss). Gene Ontology annotation, cellular component: lipid droplet. The coding region runs from base 94 to 2304 and encodes 736 amino acids. Gene Ontology annotation, biological process: triterpenoid biosynthetic process; cholesterol biosynthetic process. NCBI's taxonomy places the organism in Eukaryota, Metazoa, Chordata, Actinopteri, Pleuronectiformes, Soleidae. The record is from RefSeq and is a predicted model, not a curated record. The transcript is spliced from 22 exons. Gene Ontology annotation, molecular function: lanosterol synthase activity.
UUCCCAGAUGAGAAGAGGGAAACGGAGGAGGCAGAGUUUUUAAAGCAUCUCUGAAGAAAUUCACACACAACUGUCUGGCUGUCCAACACAACUAUGACUGAGGGAACGCACUUGCGGAGGCGUGGGGGUCCAUACAAAACGGAGCCUGCCACAGACCUGAGCCGCUGGAGGCUGACCAAUGUCGAGGGCAGACAGACCUGGCGCUAUGUGGAAGAUCAGGAAGCUCCAGAGAGAGAACAGACCAUGCUGGAAGCUCACUCACUGGGAAUGGACACGAGUAAGUUUGUGUCUGGAUCCCCUGCUGCCCUCACAGCGGUGGAUGCUGCUCUGAAAGGCAUGAACUUCUACAGUUACCUUCAGGCUGAGGACGGUCAUUGGGCUGGAGACUAUGGUGGACCUCUCUUCCUGCUCCCAGGCCUCCUCAUCACAUGUCAUGUGGCUAAGAUCCAUCUGCCUGAGGCCUGGAAGAAGGAGAUGGUGAGGUACUUGCGCUCCGUGCAGCUGCCAGAUGGAGGCUGGGGUCUACACGUUGAAGAUAAGUCCACCGUCUUUGGCACAGCACUGAGCUACACCUCACUAAGGAUUCUGGGAGUACAACCUGAUGAUCCAGAUAUGGUUCGAGCCAGAAAUAACCUGCACAGUAAAGGUGGUGCUGUGGGGAUUCCCUCAUGGGGUAAAUUCUGGCUGGCCAUUUUAAAUGUCUACAGUUGGGAGGGAAUGAACACACUCCUACCAGAGAUGUGGCUGUUUCCUGCUUGGAUGCCAGCCCACCCCUCAACUCUGUGGUGUCACUGUCGCCAGGUCUACCUCCCUAUGAGCUACUGCUACGCCGUCCGACUAACAGCUGAGGAAGACUCUCUGAUCCUCAGCCUCAGACAGGAGCUUUACGUCCAAGACUAUGCCACCAUCAACUGGCCUGCUCAGAGGAGCAACGUGGCAGCAUGUGACAUGUACACACCUCACAGCACACUGCUCACCUUUGCCUACAUGGUGUUAAAUGUGUACGAAGCCCAUCACAGCACCACAUUCAGGGAAAAGGCUGUCCACGAGCUGUACGAGCACAUCAAGGCUGACGACCAAUUCACCAAGUGUAUCAGCAUUGGACCGAUCUCCAAGACGAUCAAUAUGUUGGUUCGCUGGUAUGUAGAUGGUCCCUCUUCUGCAGUCUUUCAGAAGCAUGUGUCCAGGAUCCCAGACUACCUCUGGUUGGGACUGGACGGCAUGAAAAUGCAGGGAACCAAUGGAUCUCAACUCUGGGAUACUUGUUUUGCUGUCCAGGCUUUCCUUGAGGCCGGAGCCCAGGACAAUCCCAGGUUAUCCGAGUGCCUCCAAGCUGCCCAUAAGUUUCUCACCAUCACACAGAUACCUGACAACCCACCUGAUUACCAGAAGUACUACCGACAGAUGAACAAGGGAGGCUUCCCCUUCAGCACCCGUGACUGUGGAUGGAUUGUGGCUGACUGCACGGCCGAGGGCCUUAAAUCAGUGAUGCUGCUGCAGGAGCUCUGUCCAUUCCUCAGCCAGUCUGUCCCUAAAGAGCGUCUGUAUGAUGCGGUCAACGUGCUUUUGAGCAUGAAAAACUCAGAUGGUGGAUUUGCCACGUAUGAAACUAAGAGAGGAGGGAAACUCCUGGAGCUGCUGAACCCCUCUGAGGUGUUUGGGGACAUCAUGAUAGAUUAUACAUACGUGGAGUGCACGUCAGCGGUGAUGCAGGCACUGAGGCAUUUCCAGAAGGUCUAUCCUGAGCACCGUGCUGAAGAGAUAAGCUCCACGCUAAGAGAUGGACUGGAGUACUGCAGGAAGGUGCAGCGUCCCGACGGAUCGUGGGAAGGGUCGUGGGGCGUGUGCUUCACCUAUGGGAUAUGGUUUGGCCUUGAAGCUUUUGCUUGUAUGGGUCAUGUCUAUAAGGACGACAGGAAUGUGUGUGUGGAGGUGCAGAAAGCUUGUCAGUUCCUGCUGAACCAGCAGAUGACUGAUGGAGGGUGGGGGGAGGACUUUGAGUCAUGUGAGCAGCGGCGCUACGUCCAGAGCAGCACUGCCCAGAUCCACAACACCUGCUGGGCCUUGUUAGGCCUCAUGGCUGUCAGGCAUCCUGACAGGUGGGCCAUUGAGAGAGGUGUGCAGCUGCUGAUUGACAAGCAGCUACCUACUGGAGACUGGCCACAGGAAAAUAUCUCGGGCGUGUUCAACAAGAGCUGUGCCAUCAGCUACACCUCCUACAGAAAUGUUUUUCCAGUGUGGACGCUUGGCCGCUUCACCUCGCUUUACCCCAGCAGUCCACUGGCUGGCAAGGUCAAGCUGUGAGGUCACUGAGACUGUGUGAAAGAAAAAGGGAAACAAAACGUCUACAGCUGCGGGAACAAAAAAAUAACAGCCACAAAGUGUAAAAAAGAAAAUGGAGAGUAUACUGUAUACUCUCUGCAUGUCAGCUUUGUUUUCAGCCCGCAGCCAUUCUUUGAAUGACUUUGUUUGUUGACAUUCCAGCUCAGCUCAUCCAUUCAUCAGAGCUGCUGCUCACAACACUGACGCCCAGUUAAUCUGCUCAGAUUAAUAACUUGGAUAAAUAUAAAGCAUUUAUGAUGAAGAAAAAAAAACGUUUUUCUCUGGUUGUAUUGGCACGUGUGGGAGUUGUAACAAUUCUUCUGUUGAGAAAGCGUGAGAUAAGACGAGUGUUUGCAUCACAUUUGAGUCCUAAAUCUUCCCUGUGACACUUUCACACCUGCACAAAGAAUAUAAGCUCCUGUAUCCAUCUGUUCCAAAAAUACAAUGGUUUGUCAUGAA